Messenger RNA from Durusdinium trenchii, 2192 nucleotides. The record is from the annotation of a GenBank genome assembly. NCBI's taxonomy places the organism in Eukaryota, Dinophyceae, Suessiales, Symbiodiniaceae.
CUGAGACUUCCUACCGGGCACCGGCUUGAACGCGCAAAAAUUCCUUCAGCCUCAGGAGCGUCAAGUAAUGUUACCAGAUGGAGAUUCAAGAAAAUCACAUCACCAGCAAGUGGCACUCUCCUCCUAUGGAGGGUGUCAAGGUUGCAUCGAAAUGGUUCCUCUCCCCAGGCGCAUCGGUGUUGAAGACUCGGUUCUGCCUCAGAGACCUCCUAUUUGGGAAGUGAUGAGUCAGCAAAGUCCCAAAGUCGGAAAUGUCGGUCGAGGGAAAGGCUUUGCACCUUUGCUGCCUGAAAUCAUCCCUCUUAGAAUGACAUGUAAAACAAUAGCUUCUUGUUACUACUAGUAAGGCACCUGUUACUAGUAGCGUGGCACUUGUUACUAGUAGAAACAAUACGUCUAAAGAUUGUCUGGUUGCAUGUUAGUUUUUGUUCGUUUCUUCUCUGCAUGGCUUACCUUUGAUGGCCCAAAGCAGGGUUUUGGGCCCGAUGGCUCUGGGGCCGCUUUGAUUGCCUCGAGCCAUGCAGCCCACGGUGCGACCAGGCGCCGUUCCCAAGUAUGCGCCGGUGAAUUAUCAGGUCCCCAGGCCGGCGGGGAUCCCCGUCACCGUGCCCAAUGGCCCACACGGAGUGGCGCCGACCGCAUACCAGGCCUCGCAGACUCCGCGACCAAUGAUGGUCAAGAACCCGAAUGGCAGCAUCACCCACUAUGCCAUGCCUUUUCAGGCACAAGUGGCGCAUGCGAAGCCAGUCACGGCGCCUGCGGGCCCUGCGGGCCCUGCGGGCCCUGCAGCACCUGUCCAGGCUCCUAUGAUGAAGAUGCCCGACGGGAGCCUCCGACCUUAUGCUCCACCAGUGCAACGUGCCACCGCAUCUGCUGCAGCUCUCUUCAAUGAAUUGGAUCAAAACAAGGAUGGCGUGAUCUCCAGGGAAGAGUUCAUGCGCAUGCAGGCGAAGCAAAUGCCUGCUCCAGUUCCAGCUCCAGUACCAAAGUCUUCAGAAGGCUAUACCCAGCCUGCGCAGCCUGCAACUGCACAAGCUGUGACACGGGCCGUGUCAAAGCCCGCCCCUGUGCUGCCGAAAGUGGCUCCGGCUCCAGAGAGCAUCCCGCCUGUGGCCACAGCGGCUGUGGCGGCUCCAAUUGAGAAGAAGCAGGAGGAGCUUUCCGAAGCUGCAGAUGCGGCGGAAGCGAAGAAAUGUGGGACCCUUUGGGAUGCAGCGAAAGCGGGCAACAUCGCGGCAGUGCGGCACUUCCGGAAGAAGGGCACUCCCAGCAUUGAAGAGAAGGACUCAACAGGCAAGUGCGCGUUGUUGCUGGCGGCAGAGCAAACCCAAAUGGACUUGGUGAAGUUUCUUUUGGACUGUGGAGCAAAGACAGAAGCCAAAGACAACGAAGGCGCUACAGCCCUGCACUACGCCGCCUCGAAGGGCCAUGUCGAGUUGGUUCGCUUGCUUCUGGACCGAGGUGCCAACAUCGAAGCGAAGGACGACAGCGAAUGUGGCACACCUUUGCAUUUGGCUGCCUCGAAUGACCAUGCGGAGGUGGUUCGAGUCUUGUUGGACAGUGGUGCCGAUGUGAAAGCCAAGGACUCUCAGGGUCAGACGCCCUUGCACCGUGCAGCACCAUAUGCCCAUGCUGCUUCCAGCCGCUUUCUGCUGGAUGGUGGUGCAGAGAUCAAUGCGAAAGACUGUCAAGGUGAGACCCCACUGCACCAAGCUGCUUUGCAAGGCCAUGUGGAGGUGGUCCGCUUCUUGCUGGAGCGCAAGGCUGACCUAGAGGUCACUGACGACGAUUUUGGUGAGACACCAUUGCAUUUUGCAGCCGCGUGUGGUCACAAAGAGAUGGUUGAGUUAUUGCUUGACAACCGCGCCAACAUUGCAGCGAAGGACCGAGAAGGCUCGUCCGCCUUGGAUUUGGCAAAGAAGAGCAGCCGAAGUGUGGUCGUUGAACUCUUGGAGAAGCGAGCUCAGUGAAGCCUGCUGGAGCCAGGCAUGGAUCUGUGGUGACACAAACUGAUGUGUUUUUUCACUGGCAAGUUCGACCUCCAAAUAGUUGAAAUGCAGUCCCAUAGUUCUUCAGUAUAAGUCUUCCAAAUGCUCAGCCAGGUCUGGAAAUUUCAUUGAUUUGCUUAAUUCGUGGAUAAUGCAUCGAAUUUGCGAACGUUCAAGAAGAAAACUAGACGACAGGGUGGCCCA